AUGCCACAUGAUCUGCAUUAUGAAAACAUGAUAGACCAGAGAUCAGGCUAUUCACAAUGUCUCCUGGCUAGAGUGCCUCUAUACCGGGCGUCCGUCCACGCUGCUAACCAGAUCAAACGCAAACUCUCUGAUGUCAGUUUGCACUAUCAAAAUGAAUUACUCCUUCUGGCCACCUUCGGGCUUCAGACAGCCUCCAGCCAAGCUCAUACCCAAAACACGACCUACAACAACCCCAUUCUUCCCGGUAGCACUCGGAUCCUAGCUGCACAAUCGAAUAACAUGUUCUUGUGCACCACAUCUUCGUUCCUGGCCUCCCCAGGCCGCCCCAUUUUCGCAAGCACAGAUUUGAAGUUGGGAAACUUUGCAUCUACUCUGCGCUUCCGCGAUGGUACUUUCUACUUGACCACUGCUUGGUUAAACCUCGAUAACAGUAACGUUAAAGUUGAGAUUGUACUGUUCACGACCACUGAUCCGUAUGAUGAUAGUGCGUGGAUGAGAUCUUUCUAA
This is a messenger RNA of Penicillium subrubescens, 507 nucleotides long. RefSeq lists its product as uncharacterized. The transcript is spliced from 4 exons. The coding region runs from base 1 to 507 and encodes 168 amino acids. Lineage: Eukaryota; Fungi; Ascomycota; Eurotiomycetes; Eurotiales; Aspergillaceae. The record is from RefSeq and is a predicted model, not a curated record.